AAACUACAAGGGUGAUUAACAACGUCCCGCAUGCGCACUGGGCGAGCUGACGUAAGUCGGUACCUUACACUUGGCUGGUACACCUGUAGAGUUGGACCGGAUAUCGAGGCUGAAAACAGAACGCACUUCAAGGGGACAUGGAGCUAAAACAAAUCAUCAGCCAUCUCUGCUGUGCCAUCUUUAUUCUACUCGCACUUGAAAGUCGCGUGCACGCCAAUGAUGGGAACUUGACAAUGACUACGGACGGGAACGUCACCGACCGCGUGUCCCACCCGUACACACACACCACCGAUAUAUCACCAACAGGAGCGGGCAAUGGCCAGGGCGACAUGAUUGAUUGGGCGAGUACGCCUGUGAUAGUCGGUAUUGUCGGGGCGGCUAUCGGUGUGCUGGGGAUAAUCGUCGCCAUCGUGUGCGCAGUGCGGGCCGGGAAGGCACAGAGCAAGGUGCGCAGGCUGCAGAGUAAAGGGCCCGAGUACCGCGAGCUCAACCAGAUGCCUAGCGCCUGACCCUAGCUGUUGGCUGGAUGUUGCAUAUGGGCCCGGUCACAUUCGUCGUAUGGUCGUCAUACAAUCGCAAACUGAGGUCAUUCUUUACUAUCAUGAAGGUUCAUCUGUGUUGGUAGUUACAUGUAACAAGUUAAAAAAAAAAGAUAUAAAACGAAAAAAAGGUCUCUCGCCCGUGAGAGCUUACGACUAGUCACUCUGAUGUCAUUCGUUCUUGGGAUAGUCAUGUACAAAAUUCAUAAUCAGCUGUCUUGCUACCGAGAAGGCUGCCUGUCCAGUCUUCUUAAAUCAAUUGCGACGACCUACGAUGAAUGUGACCUCGCCGUAAGGGACUGGAAAGUACUUUUGUUCUGAUUCUGUAAAUUUGUUAAUUCUUUGGCCUCGGAUACAUAUAAUAUACCUGCGAUGCACAUAUUUCGUUUGAUACUGACACUGACAUUGCACCAGAACAAAGUAGAGUUAGUUCCAGACGAAUGUCAUCGUGUUGUGUUUUCAACCGUAACAUCACCGUAAUAAAGUAGUCAUUUGGAGACCUAAGAGGUCAUACAGACGCUAGUUGCAUAGGGCGCACUAUAUACAUUGUAUAUGCCAAUAUUGUUUUUAAGCUCAUUGGGUAGCACUAUAUAUAUAUAUACAGAUGGCUAAACUCAGAAAAGGCUGACGUUUAUUCUAUUAUUAGCGGUACACUUUCUGUGGAUGCCGGAAGUCUCUUCCGUCGAUCGACUCCAUCGAAAUUUGCAGAAAUGACGAAAGCCUCGGCAGCUAAACUAAAGUUUGCAUACGAGGUUGCACACAGGAUGUGAAUUUCAAGCUAAUUCAGAUUGCUAUUUGCUACUGCGCUGGAUUGGUCGAUCAAUUUGAAAAAAAAAUGUCUUCAAACUGUCAUUGGUAUCUUUGACAAAACACAAUGGUAUUGAUCAUCAGCUUAUUAUAUUACGUGUGUGCAAACUGUCAGAUCUAGACAUGCUUGUUUGUGAACAGAUAAAAGUUGUGACCAUGCAUGCUUGCAAUUGAUGAUGCAUUGUGAACGGUGGCCUGAAGCAAAAGAUAUCAAGAGGACAGUAGAGCAAUUAGCCACGAUCUUUGUGCACGAUGUGAAUCAUUCCGAAGAUGCUUUCUUCGUGUAUGACUAUACUGUGUUGCAUUCUCAUGAUCAAUAAAGGAUAUAUCAUCGAAAA
Messenger RNA from Branchiostoma belcheri (Belcher's lancelet), 1684 nucleotides. RefSeq lists its product as uncharacterized. Lineage: Eukaryota; Metazoa; Chordata; Leptocardii; Amphioxiformes; Branchiostomatidae. Bases 138 to 509 code for a protein of 123 amino acids. The record is from RefSeq and is a predicted model, not a curated record. The transcript is spliced from 3 exons.